Messenger RNA from Elaeis guineensis (African oil palm), 2327 nucleotides. RefSeq names its product O-fucosyltransferase 30. The record is from RefSeq and is a predicted model, not a curated record. Lineage: Eukaryota; Viridiplantae; Streptophyta; Magnoliopsida; Arecales; Arecaceae.
UUUGCGACUCAGAUGAGCCGACUAUAGAGCAAAAAUCAUUCGAAUCAAACAUUUCUGGAUGGACGGAGAUCCUUAUGGUCGCAUCUGGAGGGAGUUGCUAUGCGGAUCGGCCAGCCCCGCGCCCACCACCCACCGCCCUCAUGAAACGCCUCCUCCCCAUACCAUAAUUUCCAGCAGUCUUGCAGGAGGGUAACCGAAGAGGGAGCGAUGGAUUGGCCGGUGAGCCGUAGCCGUUGGAGGAAGCGAAGCCAACGAAACAAACCCCUCUUCCUCCUCUCUCUCUCGCUGCUCCUCAUCUUCUUCCUUGCCGUCUUCCUCUCCUCCUACGCCGAGAUCUUUCGAUCUCUCCUCCCCUUCCCCACCAAAACCCUAGACGCUCGAUCCCCACAAUGCGGGGCCGGCGGAGCCCCGGACCUCGCCGGCGAGAGAUUCCUGUGGUACGCCCCCCACAGCGGCUUCAGCAACCAGCUCUCCGAGCUCAAGAACGCCAUUCUUAUGGCUGCCAUCCUCAACCGCACCCUCAUCGUGCCCCCCGUGCUCGACCACCAUGCCGUCGCCCUGGGGAGCUGCCCUAAGUUCAGGGUCGCCAGCCCCACCGAGCUCCGCACCGCGGUGUGGGAUCAUAUCAUGGAGCUCGUUAGAGCUCGGAGGUAUGUUUCAAUGGCGGACAUAGUUGACUUGUCUCUUCUAGCAUCAUCUAUGGUCAAGAUAAUUGAUUUUAGAGUCUUUGCUUCAACAUGGUGUGGCUUAAACUUGGAGCGUGCUUGCUUUGCUAGCUUAUGUUGUGCUGUGUCUAAGGUUGGAUCUUUAUCAGGUAACUUUGACCAAUGCAGGUCCUUGCUAUCUGGCUUGCAAGGUAACAUUGAUCAGUGUAUAUAUGCUAUACAAGAUGACUGUAGGACAACAGUAUGGACAUACCAACAAGAGAAUGAAGGGAUUCUGGACUCGUUUCAGCCUGACAAAGAAUUGCAGAAGAAGAAGAAAACUUCAUACAUUAGGAAGCGUAGAGAUGUAUACAAGGCUUUUGGACCUGAGUCAAAAGCUGAAACAGCCACAAUUUUGGCUUUUGGAAGCCUAUUCACAUCGCCAUAUAAAAGUUCUGAGCUUUAUAUCGAUAUACAUGAAGCUCCAAGAGACACACGGAUACAGUCAUUGCUAAAGGAAAUUGAAUUCCUUCCCUUUGUCCCAGAAAUUAUGGCUGCAGGAAAGGAUUUUGCUGUAAACAAGAUAAAGGAGCCUUUUCUCUGUGCCCAACUUAGGUUGCUAGAUGGGCAGUUUAAGAAUCACUGGAGGGCUACAUUUUCAGCAGUAGACCAGAAGCUUAAAACCUUGAAUCUGGAACUUAAGGCAAACAAGGUUAGCGGUCCUAUCCAUAUUUUUGUCAUGACGGACCUUCCUAUGGUGAAUUGGACUGGAACUUAUUUGGCAGACCUUGCAAAAGAUGCAAGCUCUUACAGACUCUAUACACUACUAGAAAGUGAUGAAUUGGUAGUGCAGGCUGCUAAGAAACUUAUGGCAGCAGAGCAUGGGCUAAGGUCUGGUUUUCUUCCAAGGAAUCUAGAUGGAAUGGAUAAGAACAAUGCUUGUGACCCAGUGACGUUACCAGAAAUUCUAUUAUACAUAGAGGAAGCUGUUUGCAGCUGUGCUUCCUUGGGAUUCGUAGGGACUGCUGGAUCAACGAUAGCAGAAAGCAUAGAAGUGAUGAGAAGGAAUAAUGUCUGCAAAUUGUAGAUCAAUUGUACCUUUCAUUGUUGCAGCUGGAUAUAUCCCACAUUUAAGAAAAGUGCUCAUCUCUGUUUCCACAAAGAAUAUAUCAAAGGAAAUCCAAAGUCUAAUGGUACAUGAAGUCAAAUAUUGAUUCAGGAACAAGAAUCUGAAUAUUUGAAACACAAUAAAUGUUGACUUCCUGACGACAAUUUUCUCUUCGUCUUUGAAACAUCAGAGAAUAGCUGAAGUAGGUAUUAUUCACACCUGCAUUUUAUGGAACUACUAAAGAGGAGGAAGCCCUGCAGCUUUGGAUUUUACUUUUAGGUACUCGCACAGUUUGGCAUCUGAUAAAAAUCAUUGAAGGAUUUGACAAGAAAAGGAGCUUCAACUUGUUGUAUGGUAGCAAAGUCUUGCUCAGCUCUCUUAGGCUUGAAAGAAAUUUAUUCAUCAUUUGAUCAAUAUUACCUUUUUCUUUUAUGUAUCUGCUGUAUUGACAUUUUUUAGCUGACCCAUAUAGUUCUGACAAAGCUUGAUGACUGUGGUUAUGGUACUGAGUUUAUCAUAACUAGUCAACACUGUUUCAGUUUUGAUGUUUGAGUCCUUUAUUGAUGAUUCUAUUG